Molecule: messenger RNA, 1500 nt
Organism: Haliotis rubra (blacklip abalone)
Lineage: Eukaryota; Metazoa; Mollusca; Gastropoda; Lepetellida; Haliotidae
Product: spore wall protein 2-like
Exons: 2
Coding region: 1-1500 (499 amino acids)
Source: RefSeq, a predicted model, not a curated record
AUGUCGAGGAUGUGGAAGACCACAUGGGGCAUCGGGGUCAGGGAGAACACAUGGGACAUCGGGGUCAGGGAGAACAGAAGGGACAUCGGGGACAGGGAGAGCAGAAGGGACAUCGGGGUCAGGGAAAACAGAUGGGACAUCGGGGACAGGGAGAACAGAUGGGACAUCAGGGUCAGGAAGAACACAUGGGACAUCGGGGUCAGGGAGAACAGAAGGGACAUCGGGGACAGGGAGAUCAGAAGGGACAUCGGGGACAGGAGAGGGACAUCGGGGUCAGGGACAUCGACAGGGAGAACAGAUGGGACAUCAGGGUCAGGAAGAACACAUGGGACAUCGGGGACAGGGAGAACAUAUGGGACAUCAGGGGAAGGGAGAACAGAGACAGGAGAACAGAUGGGACAUCGGGGACAGGGAGAACAGAUGGGACAUCGGGGACAGGGGUCAGGGGACAGAAACAGAUGGGACAUCACAGGGAGAGAACAUGGGACAUGGGACAUCGGGGACAGGGGUCAGGAAAACAGAUGGGACAUCAUCAGGGAGAACAGAUGGGACAUCGGGGUCAGGAAAGAACAGGGGACAUCGUGGACAGGGAGAACAGAUGGGACAUCGGGGACAGGGAGAACACAUCGGGGACAGGGAGAACAGAUGGGACAUCGGGGACAGGGAGAACAGGGGGGACAGGGAAACAGAUGGGACAUCGGGGAGAUGGGUCAGGGGAACACAUGGGACAUCACAUGGGACAUCAGGGGUCAGGAAGAAACACAUGGGACAUGGGGACAGGGAGAACAUGGGACAUCGGGGACAGGGAGAACACAUGGGACAUGGGGUCAGGGGAGAACACACAGGGCACAUCUGGGACAGGAGAAACACCUAGGACAUCAGGGUCAGGAGGAACAGGUGCAUCAGGGGACAGGAGAACAUGGUGACAUCGGGGACAGGGAGAACAGAUGGGACAUCAGGGUCAGGAAAAACAGAUGGGACAUCGGGGACAGGGAGAACAGAUGGGACAUCGGGGUCAGGGAGAACAGAUGGGACAUCGGGGACAGGGAGAACAGAUGGGACAUCGGGGACAGGGAGAACAGAUGGGACAUCGGGGACAGGGAGAACAGAUGGGACAUCGGGGACAGGGAGAACAGAUGGGACAUCAGGGAGAACAGAUCAGGGGAAAACAGAUGGGACAUCGGGGACAGGAAUAGAUGGGUCAUCGGGGAGAACAGAUGGGACAUCGGGGACAGGGGGAGAGAGAACACAUGGGACAUCGGGGACAGGAGAACAGAUGGGACAUCGGGGACAGGAAGAAUGGGACAUCGGGGACAGGGAGAACAGACGGGACAUCGGGGACAGGGAGAACAGAUGGGACAUCGGGGACAGGGAGAACAGAUGGGACAUCGGGGACAGGGAGAACAGAUGGGACAUCGGGGACAGGGGAGAACACAUGGGACAUCGGGGUCAGGGAGAACAUAUGGGACAUCGGGGUCAGGAAGAACACAUGGGACAUAG